Molecule: messenger RNA, 1675 nt
Organism: Erigeron canadensis
Lineage: Eukaryota; Viridiplantae; Streptophyta; Magnoliopsida; Asterales; Asteraceae
Product: probable protein phosphatase 2C 12
Exons: 9
Coding region: 149-1411 (420 amino acids)
Biological process (GO): protein dephosphorylation
Molecular function (GO): protein serine/threonine phosphatase activity
Source: RefSeq, a predicted model, not a curated record
AUCCCCAACUGUGAUAUAUAAAAAUUUUAUAUAAUGUUUGAUUGUUUUUAGGAUUGAUUCUUUAUAUGGAAAUAUUUAGAUAUAUAUAUAUAUAUAUGAUAUGAGAAUGAGAAAAAGAAUGAUGAUGUUAUAGAGUAAGUUUGAGAAAAUGUCGGGUGUUAAGACUGAUCAUCAUCACGCUGCGGUCCCGUUAUCAGUGUUAUUAAAACGUGAAGUUGCAAGUGAGAGAAUCGAAAGACCCGAAAUCACCAGUGGGCAAUGUAACCACUCUAAGAAAGGGGAGGAUUUCACUUUGCUUAAAUCGGAAUGCCAACGCGUCUUGGGUGAUGGUGUCACCACUUAUUCUGUUUUCGGGAUAUUUGAUGGUCAUAAUGGGUCAGCAGCGGCUAUAUAUACUAAAGAGAAUCUUUUGAAUAAUGUUUUGGGUGCGAUUCCUAGAGACCUUAACCGAGAAGAAUGGAUUAACGUCUUGCCCAGGGCUUUGGUUGCCGGUUUUGUGAAAACCGAUAAGGAUUUCCAAGAACAAGUUCAAUCGUCCGGAACGACAGUCACUUUCGUAAUUCUUGAAGGAUCUGUCGUAACUGUAGCUUCAGUAGGCGAUUCACGCUGCAUACUUGAGUCUGCAGACGGAAGCUUAUAUUAUCUGUCAGCAGAUCACAGACUUGAUUGCAGUGAAGAAGAGGAACGUGUCACUGCAAGUGGCGGUGAGGUUGGUCGACUUAAUGCUGGUGGUGGCACACAGAUUGGUCCUUUGAGAUGUUGGCCUGGUGGCUUGUGUCUGUCACGAUCUAUCGGAGAUCUGGAUGUUGGAGAAUUCAUUGUUCCUGUUCCUUAUGUUAAACAAGUGAAGCUUUCCUCUGCUGGUGGAAGGAUGAUUAUAGCAAGUGAUGGUGUUUGGGAUGCUAUGUCUGCAGAAGCAGCUCUAAUUUGCUGCCGUGGACUGCCACCAGAUACAGCUGCUGCACAAAUUGUUAAAGAAGCUGUAGAAUUUAAAGGAUUGCGAGAUGAUACAACCUGCAUCGUUGUGGAUAUACUACCUCCAGAGAAGACAAACUCUCAUGUUCCACAUGCUAAGAAGACUGGCAAAGGGGUAUUAAAGUCCAUGUUUAGGAGAAAGAGUUCGGGGUCAGCGCCUCAGGUUGAUGGCGGAUAUCUCCAGUUAGAUGUGGUGGAGGAGCUAAUAGAGGAAGGAUCAGCUUUGCUUUCAGAAAGGUUACUCACUAAAUACCCACUUUCCAACUUGUUCAAGCUGUUUAGUUGUGCGGUUUGUCAAAAAGAAAUGAAUCCAGGUGAGGGUAUUUCAGUACUUGCAGGACUGUCUAGUUCAGUGAAACCAAGGCCGUGGGAUGGUCCUUUCCUUUGCUUGAGCUGCCAUGAGAAAAGAGAGGCCAUGGAAGGCAAAAGACCUUAAGAACGCAGGCGAGCUACACAGUAAUGAAAAUGAGAAGCAUCCGCAUAUGCUUACGACCUAAGUACGAUUUGAAGGCGUGCAGGUUGAUUUAAAGAUACGUUCCUACCUAACUAAAUUGGCCCGAUCCUUGAACUUUAACUAAUAAUUCUUUUCUAAUUCUUUUCAUCUGCUCAAGUUGAGCCCUCAAUCCAUCUGUACUUCUAAUCUUUUCCUAACUCCAAGUUCAUAUAACAAGAAAGCCUACCUCUUUUGCCCACAAAUGUG